GAUGCGGUCCGACUGGAAACACGGACGCAACGUGACUUAGGACCGUUAGCCGAAGCAUCACAGCCUCGCGCCGUGAUAACAGGUGUUUAACUGGCUCAUAUAACUCAUUAGAUGGUGAUUUGAUUGUAAGACGCUCAAAUCGAAAGGAAAUCCGGCUAUUUCAGUCAUGUCUUUCCAGCAGGAUCGCGGGGGUCCGAGAGGAGGGAUGCCCCCCGGCCAGCACGGCUCCCCUCAGAACUACCAUCCCGCCAACCUGAGGCCGCCCACCCCGCAGCCUCCGGCUCCCCCGUACCACUACGACCCACAGACCCCCCCUGGUUCGGGUUAUCAUGGCGGUACGGGCUUCAUGCCCCCACACCCCGACUUUAUGCAGUACCCUCCUCCAGCGCCAUCGCAGGCUCCCGGUUCUCUUAAUCAGUGCCCGCUGCGCCCGCCUUUCCCUAAGCCCCCUCCUCGCCAGGGCUUUCCUGAACCCCCACCAAAUUUCCCCCCUCCCCCCUUGCCCAGCUCGACAGGCGGUCCGACUCCAGGCUCCCAGGUGUCGGCGCAGAGCGCCUAUCACCCCUACAUGAUGCCACCUGUGCCCCCGCCCCCACUGCCGCACCCCUCCAUGCCUCCCCCCAUGACCUCUCAGUCCAUGAGCUACCACCCUCCGUACCCCGUGAACUACCCUCCGCACCCUCCUUUCCCUCCUCCCCCCUUCGGCCCCGGCUACGCUCAGGGCGCCGGCCCCUUUCAGCCAGACCGCGGCGUCAGACACGGGGGGCCGUACGCGUACGACAAGCCCAUGGACAGCAGGAGGUCCCCGGAGAGAGGGUACCGGCACGACGACCACCGGCAGAAGGGCUACGGCUACAGCGACAGGCACAAGAUGGAGUUUGGCGGAGAGAGGAAGGACCGCGGCAGGAGUCCGGACAGGCGGGGGAGGGCAGAAGGGGGGCGCUACAAAGCCGACUACGACAGAGGGAGGAGUCCGCCCAGACACAGGAGCAGAGAGAGAAGCAGGGAGAGGUACCGCCACAGAGACGGUCGACGGUCCCAGUCCCCCGACAGAUACAGGAAGAGGCCUCGCAGCCGCUCGGCGAGCCGAGACAGGAAGCGCUGCCGCUGGGAGGAGGAGAAGGAGCGCAGGUCGGAGAGCUCCUCGGGGCCGAGCAGGGAGCGAAGCUACUCCUCGCUCCGGAGCCGAGACUCCGACGAGGCGUUCGCCGAGCGGGAGCGCCAGCGGGAGAGGGAGAAGGCCGAGGAGGAGAAGGAGGAGGAGGAGCAGCAGCUGCUGAAGCCCGCAUGGAUCCGCUGCACUCACGCCGAGAGCUACUACUCCAACGACCCCAUGGACCAAGUGGGCGACUCCACGGUCGUGGGCACCAGCAAGCUGCGCAACCUGUACCAGCGCUUCCAGGACGAGCUGGGGGGCAGGCAGGAGCGGGCCAAAGCCGCUCGACCCAAAUGGGAGCCGCCCAAGACCAAACUGGACGAGGAUCCAGACGACAGCAGCAGCGACUCGGAGUGCGAGUCCGACGCCGACGGCAGCAGCUGCUCCAGCAGCUCCGACUCGGAGGUCUUCGACGUCAUCGCCGAGAUCAAGCGGAAGAAGGCGCAUCCUGACCGGCUGCACGAGGAGCUGUGGUACAACGACCCCGGCCAGAUGAAUGAUGGCCCCCUGUGUAAGUGCAGUGCCAAGGCCAGACGUACAGGGAUCCGCCACAGCAUCUACCCGGGAGAGGAGCCUGUGAAACAGUGCCGUCUGAUGAGCAACAACGCCGGGAAGCUGUUCCACUACCGGAUCACGGUGUCUCCGCCCACAAACUUCCUGACCGACAGGCCGACGGUGAUCGAGUACGACGACCACGAGUAUCUGUUCGAAGGCUUCUCUCUGUUCUCCCACACUCCUCUCACCAGCAUUCCAUUGUGCCGAGUGAUCCGCUUCAACAUAGAUUACACCAUUCACUUCAUAGAGGAGAUGACACCGGAGAACUACUGCGUCCAAGGGCUGGAGCUGUUUGCCUCCUACUUGUUCCGGGACAUCCUGGAGCUGUACGACUGGAACCUAAAAGGUCCUGAUUGCGACGCCGAGCCUUCUGGAUGCCAGCGCUUCCACUUCAUGCCCCGUUUUGUCCGAUUCCUACCAGACGGUGGGAAGGAGGUGCUGUCCAUGCACCAGGUGCUGCUGUACCUGCUGCGCAGCAGCAAGGCGCUGGUCCCCGAGGAGGAGAUCGCAGACAUGCUGCAGUGGGAGCAGCUGGACUGGCAGAAGUACGCCGAGGAGUGCAAGGGCAUGAUCGUCACCAACCCCGGCAUGAAGCCCAGCUCGGUGCGCAUCGACCAGCUGGACAGGGAGCAGUUCAACCCGGACGUCAUCACCUUCCCCGUCAUCGUCCACUUCGGCAUCCGGCCCGCUCAGCUCAGCUACGCUGGAGACCCUCAGUACCAGAAGCUGUGGAAGAGUUACGUGAAACUGCGCCACCUGCUGGCCAACAGCCCCAAGGUCAAGCAGAUCGACAAGCAGAAGCUGACUCAGAGAGAGGAAGCGCUUCAGAAGAUCCGGCAGAAGAACACGAUGCGGCGCGAGGUGACGGUGGAGCUCAGCAGCCAGGGCUUCUGGAAAACCGGCAUCCGCUCCGACGUCUGUCAGCACGCCAUGAUGCUCCCGGUUCUCACCCAUCACAUCCGAUACCACCAGUGCCUGAUGCACCUGGACAAGCUCAUCGGCUACGUCUUCACGGACCGCUGCCUCCUGCAGCUGGCCAUGACUCACCCCAGUCACCACCUCAACUUUGGCAUGAAUCCCGAUCACGCUCGCAACUCGCUGUCCAACUGUGGCAUCCGGCAGCCCAAAUAUGGCGACAGGAAGGUCCACCACAUGUACAUGAGGAAAAAAGGAAUCAACACGCUGAUUAACAUCAUGUCCCGUCUGGGGCAGGAUGACCCGUCUCCUUCCAGGAUCAAUCACAACGAGAGACUGGAGUUCCUGGGCGAUGCUGUUGUCGAGUUCCUCACCAGCGUGCACCUGUACUACCUGUUCCCCAGUCUGGAGGAGGGCGGCCUGGCCACCUACAGGACGGCCAUCGUUCAGAACCAGCACUUAGCCAUGCUGGCCAAGAAGCUGGAGUUGGAUCGCUUCAUGCUCUACGCCCACGGACCCGACCUGUGUCGGGAGUCGGACCUUCGCCAUGCCAUGGCCAACUGCUUCGAAGCCCUUAUCGGGGCUGUUUACCUAGAAGGAGGCCUGGAGGAGUCCCGGCUGCUCUUUGGCAGACUGCUGUUCAACACUCAGGACCUGCGGGAGGUCUGGCUCCACUACCCACCACACCCCCUGCAGGUGCAGGAGCCUCAGUCUGACCGGCAGCUAAUUGAGACGUCUCCGGUUCUUCAGAAACUCACCAGCUUUGAGGACUCGAUUGGGGUUUUGUUCACGCAUGUCCGCCUGCUGGCCAGAGCGUUCACCCUGAGAACCGUAGGCUUCAACCACCUCACCCUGGGCCACAACCAGAGGAUGGAGUUCCUCGGAGACUCCAUCAUGCAGCUGGUAGCCACCGAAUAUCUCUUCAUCCACUUCCCCGACCACCAUGAAGGACACUUAACUCUUCUCCGCAGCUCGUUGGUGAACAACCGCACUCAGGCCAAGGUGGCAGAAGAGCUGGGCAUGCAGGAGUACGCCAUCACCAACGACAAAACCAAGAGGCCCGUCGCGCUGCGCACCAAGACCCUGGCUGACCUGUUGGAGUCUUUCAUCGCCGCUCUCUACAUCGACAAAGACCUGGAGUACGUUCACACCUUCAUGAACGUCUGCUUUUUCCCUCGGCUGAAGGAGUUUAUUUUGAACCAGGACUGGAACGACCCCAAGUCUCAGCUGCAGCAGUGCUGUUUGACCCUGAGAACAGAGGGCAAGGAGCCCGACAUCCCGCUGUACAAGACCUUGCAGACGGUGGGGCCCUCGCACGCCCGGACGUACACGGUCGCCGUGUACUUCAAAGGAGAGCGCAUCGGCUGUGGCAAAGGCCCAAGCAUCCAACAGGCUGAAAUGGGAGCUGCAAUGGAUGCACUGGAAAAAUAUAACUUCCCACAGAUGGCUCAUCAGAAGCGCUUCAUCGAGCGGAAAUACCGUCAAGAGCUGAAGGAGAUGAGACGCGAGCGGGAGCGGCAGGAGAAGGAGACCGACGAGGCGGCGGAGGGCAGGAAGUGACGGCGCCGCGUUCGCUGGCUCGAGAAGCGGAAAAGUGGCAGCGGUUCAGGCGAGAGUUAGCGAAGACGAGGUACAACAAGUUGAUCAUGAGGCUGAGAUGGUGUUAGGGUGAGACAGGAAGCGAGAAAUGUUGUGUUUUACUCUGGAUUUCAGCUGUCACCCUGUUGUUUUCUGCUUUUACGGUGAAAAAGCACUUUUAAAACAACCGCAGGACCUCGUUGUGUUGCAGAAACAAGCUAACAGUAAGAAAUAUGGACGUUUUUGUAACAUGGGAUGUGAGAUGUUUAAUAAAGCUUUAAAAUAAUUCUCCAACAA
Messenger RNA from Fundulus heteroclitus (mummichog), 4501 nucleotides. It is a transcript of the gene drosha, whose product is annotated as drosha ribonuclease III. The coding region runs from base 167 to 4186 and encodes 1339 amino acids. The record is from RefSeq and is a predicted model, not a curated record. Gene Ontology annotation, biological process: pre-miRNA processing; rRNA processing; primary miRNA processing. Gene Ontology annotation, molecular function: double-stranded RNA binding; ribonuclease III activity. Gene Ontology annotation, cellular component: nucleus. Lineage: Eukaryota; Metazoa; Chordata; Actinopteri; Cyprinodontiformes; Fundulidae. The transcript has 32 exons.